AUGGGCCGCAGCGAUGACGAGAUGGGCGCCCCGUCGGAGGUCAACGCGCCCACGGAGGCACGGCGCAAUUUUGCGUCGAAGAGGCCAUCUCCAGGACCUCAUGGGCCGCCAGGGUCUGCGCAGGGCAUCGAGGUCCUCGUCUGCUUCUUGUGCCAGGAGGGCGGCAACCUCUGCGAGAGCUGGUUCGGCAAGUCGCUGCACCACCAGUGCAAGCUCGCCGUUCGCUCUCGCAGGCGCGCCGUCAUGGGCACUCCUGCGGCUCUCAGCGGCCAAGCCGACAUGAGCCGUGACCCCGAGAAGUGGCGCGCCACGCACUUGCCCUACCUGGGCAAGGACGCGCGCAGGGAGGCCAUCCAGGACUUCAAGACGACCCAGAAGCAGCAGGAGUCCAACAUGUCAGUCGACAGGGACCUCGCUGGGUGCGAAGACGUCUGGCUCACCAAGGUUCGCUACCGUGGCUUCAUGGGAUUCUGGGAAGGCCUGUCCAAAGAGGAGGCCGACGAGCGCUUCGACGCUGCGUUCGAUGCGAACCCGAAGUACAACAAGGGGAACCAGCAAGUCGUCCUCGCUGAGGGCAACGAGUACGUCAAGCACGAGGCGGGCACCGAGUCGAAGCGCGGGGUCGUGCAGGACACCCCGAUCGGCGAUGAGGACGACGACGAGGGAUACGAGGACGGCAUGGCCGAGACUCCCCGUGCUGCGAGUUCUGUGGCGGCGAGCAACUCUGGGGUCGAAAUGCUGCGCGCUCCUGCUCCCAGCCGUGUCGGUUGCCGCCGCGUGGUCUCCAGGGCAACCCCCGAGAUGCCUACCCAGCCAGCCCGCAAGAAGCUCGAGGCCAUUGAGUCUCCAGAGACGCUCGGCCCCCACGCGAAGCACCUGCGCGCCAAGAAGGCGCUCCAGGAGGCGGUGAAGGAGAUCGUGAAGGGCUUCGAGGGCAAGGCUACCACGCAUGCGCGCUUGACGAAGCUGGCAGAGAGGCACAAGGAGUACCCCGACUUGCCAGGGAACUUGAAGACUGUGGUGGAGAAGUUCGCGAGCAUCCAGAAGCAGGCGAAGCAGCUUGGCUUGAAAGCUGAGCGGGCUGGGUCCACUGGAGAUGGCUCUGCGGCGUCGUGCACUACGGAGCUGGAUUCCCUGAAGGUGGAGUUGGCCUCUUGCUGGGCCGACGCAACGGAGCUCGCGCAGUCCUUGGAUUUGAUCGACAAGGAAAUCCAGAGCACCAAGCGGAAGAGCUACCUGCAGGACCGCCACCAGUCUCAGAAGGCGACCAUGAUUGCUGACGAGGAGGGUGAUUACAGCGCCUACUGCUUGCAGCCCGUGUCCAGCUGCGGGAGCACCAUGGACGCGAACAUGAACGAGUUCGAUCCGACAAAGCUGUUCGCUUGGAAGACCCCGUUCGCCUCCUUCCAAGAUAUGGUGACUGACAUUCACGGCCCCAUCGAUGAGCGUUGCAUCAAGCUGAACGAAAAGAUGGCGGUCAACCGCGAUGCUUGGCCGGGGGCCCAAGCGAACGUGGACACCAAGAACGAUUACGGUGAUCACCUGAAGUUCCUUCCCGGCCUGGGGCCCCACCUGUGCUGCAUUGUCCGCAAUGCGUUGCGCUUGGGCGCGAUGGCCGUGCCACUGCCAGCUUUCAGUUGUUUCAUGUCCCUUUUGAAUGAGAGCAUGUUUGUGUUGAUGUAUGACGUUGCCGAGAUCAUCAGCCAAGGGAUUGUCUUGAAGGACAUCCUUACCUUCUUGAAGAGCUCCUCUGGCGAGGCCUUCUUGAAGUCCAAGCAUGCUGUUUGUGUGUAUCUUCCAAAGCAUUCUGUACUGUUUGUGCCCAGCGGUUUCUAUGUGCAGCCAGUCUUCUACCAUGCAGGCCCCAGGAAUCAGAAGAUUGAUCCCAAUUGGCUUCACUACCUGCACGUCCCUUUUUUGGACACUGAGGUCGCCAAGACCGUGGAUGCAGAUGUGUUCAAGGCGGCCUCUGCGUUGUCCACUGCGCAUUUGGCCCCGCUUCAGGCUUCGAUGUGGGUCGAGCGCAGGAAGGGGUUUUCCGAUUUUGUUCAGCAG
This is a messenger RNA of Prorocentrum cordatum, 2055 nucleotides long. The record is from the annotation of a GenBank genome assembly. Lineage: Eukaryota; Dinophyceae; Prorocentrales; Prorocentraceae.